AUGGGACAGGUGGGUGAUGGUGGUGGCAGGUUUCCUCAGAGUGUGGCAGAUCCAUCUCCAUUUCUGGCUCCAUAUGGCAAUAUAACACACCUACCUGAAAGAUCAAGCCUAGUUAAUGGUUAUGGUUCACCCUCAAACAGCUGGAAUGGACGCGAACUCUGUUCUCAUUGGUACAGCCAAGAAACUGGAAGUUUGAAAAUUGAGGAAAGUGGAAAGAAAAAGAAGAAAAAGAAGAAGGCAGGGGUGGCAAUGAUUGCUGAGAGUGCAGAUGUUGAGGAAUCACAUUACAUUGAGAAAGUUAUUCAAAUGCACAGAGAUUUAGAUUUGGAAACAUCUGACAAAGAGACGAAAACAAAUGUUAACAUAACUGAAGAUGAUCAAAGUUCUGAAAAAAGUAAAACUACUGACAAUGAUUUAACAAGCGAGGGAGAAACAAGCCCUGUAACCUCGUUAACAAUGGAAUUACCAGUGACAGAAACAUUACUUCAGAAAAUGAUUACAGACAAAGUUCAACAGUCUUCGAGUGUUGUUCCUAAGGCUAAGCCGAACUGUGUUAUGUCUGAAGAAAUAACAGUAAAUGGGACUAUACAACUUGAAGGGAGAGCUCUUCAUCAUAAGGAAGACAUUUUAAAUGCAGUUGAAGGCAAAAACAAAGAAAGUGACUUGAUGAUGGAAGGGCUGGAUUCAAAGUUUAAGUCUGGUGGCAAUACUGUUUGUGAGCAGUUGUCUGUCCAUGAAUCAAAUCUCAUCGAAGAUACAUGCACACAAAUGGUAGAAUGCCAACUGUCAUCUCAAAAUCCUUUUGAAGGUUUAAUGGAUGACGAAAAUGAUCAUGAUCCAUCUAAUAAGGUAGCAGAAGAAGUAAAUGUUGCUAAUGAGACUGAAACUACAGAGCACUUUGCUGCGUUGGCAGCUUUUGAAUGCGGUACACCAAAACAAGUUGACAGUAUGUGGCAAAUUGAAAAAGAGAGGGCUUUGUCUAAUACAAGUUACGAAGGUGAAGACUUGAACAUCAUUCCUGGAAUCCACAAAAAUGCUGACAGACAUUCACUAAGUGGAAGUUCUGGUAGCUUUAAUGGAUCAGGUUCAUUUCCACUUGGUUCACAAAGAAGUAGCAAGAACAAUACUAUGGAUUCAAUUUAUCGAACUUCGACAUUUGGAAGCUCUACGGCAUCUGACUCUUGGCUAUAUAGAAGUGGCUCAUCAAGUAGAAAGAGCUCUAAAGCUGAUGUGGGGUUCAAUGUUGGCUCCCCUGGUAGUGAAUUUAGUGAGUACGAGAUGUUUGAUGAAUUGCUUGGAUUAGAAGAGGAUCACUUCUCUCCUCCUGAGUCCUUCAUGGGCGUGUCCACUUCAGAAGAACUACGCCAUGCCAUAGAUGCCUGUAAAGAUCUCAUUAACACAACACCUGAAGACUCUGACGAGAAAAACAAACUUGUCAACAAACUGGUCCAGCUCAGGCUGAAACUCCAGGAAACACAGGAUUCCAAAACAGCGAAUAAUUCUAACGCGCGAAAAGUUCUGAGCCAUGUGUUUGUCAAGGAAGAAGACGCAGGAAAAAAGUUAAGCUGUGAUAAAUGUGGGAAAACAAUCUGGAUGUGGCAGUCACUCUUCACAUGCAAAGCUUGUAAUUAUCACAGCCACAGACGUUGUUUGGAGUUGAUUCGCAGACCCUGUGCCAGUCGCAAGGUGUCCGUCAGUACGUACAAUUUAAAGAUUAGUCCAGAGACAGGGCUGUCGUCACAGCAGUAUAAGUGUGCCGAAUGCAGGAAACAGAUAGGAUUGACAAGGGGUGAGCGUUCAGAAGGAAGGCUUUGUGAUUACACAGGGCAGUAUUUCUGUGAAGAGUGUCACUGGAAUGAUCAUGUUGUAAUCCCCGCACGUGUUGUACACAAUUGGGACUUCACCACGUAUAAGGUUUCAAGACAAUCGAAACAGUUCUUAGCUCUCAUGGCCAGCAGGCCACUGUUAAAGAUCGAGAAACUAAACCCGGCUCUGUUCAAGUUUGUUGUGGAAUUGAGAGAAGUCAAGCGUCUAAGAGAAGAGAUUCUCAUUAUGAAGAAGUACUUUGUUACUUGCCGUGAGGCCUUGGAGAGCAAGCUACUGCUCCAGCUAAAAAACAGACAGCACUUCGUGGAUAGUGCCAACAUUUACUCACUUGAAGAUCUGAUUGAUGUGAAUUCUGGCUUGCUUUUACCCUUUCUUACAAAGGUUCACUCUCUUUUCCUCACACAUAUCAAAUCGGACUGUCAGCUCUGUCAAGCUAAAGGUUUUGUUUGCGAGCUCUGUGGAAAAGAUGAAAUCAUUUUCGCCUUCGAUCCGCAUUCAACGCAGUGCAAAGAGUGCCGGACUGUGUUUCACAAAAUUUGCUUCAAAUCUGGUGUGUGUCCGAAAUGUGAACGCAAACAGAAAAGAUCGCAUAAAAAGUAGAACUUAUUACUUUUCAGUGAUUCGCAUCUGUAAACGUCGAGAGGGCAACUGAAUGAAGAAAAAAUGCAACUAGAUGCACUCCUGCUUCAAAUUACCAGUCAAUAGUCCAAACACUGAUUUAUGAAGAAUAACCUUUGGUGAGCAACUGAACAGAGGGAAUCAAAACUCAGACGACAGACUUCCUUUCCAUGGUAGCCGUUCAUUGGUUGGAAUGUCCAGUCAGCGCUACAACUCCGACAAGCAAUUGAGCCCGCAAUUCUCAGCAUAGGAGUUGCGUAGCAACAUAACGGAUUAUCAUAUCGUCUCGCUUACGUGACAACUCGAGGCUGGAUGUUGAUUUUCUCGUAACUCGGACGAAAGGGCGCAAUUAGCGCUCAGAUUGUGAGUAUAUCCUUUCUGACUCAUCGAUUGUUGAACGACUAACGCAAACCGCGCGGAGAAAUUCUCUUGCUUUUUCUUUUCAUCGGACGACGACAACUUUGCUUUCCUCACCUGUUGUUAUUAGCUCUCAAGGUCAAUUAUAAUAUUAAGUUAUUAAUUAUUUAUUUAUUAAUCGUUAAGAACAUUCUAGAACAGAAUUUCUGUUUUUGAGAAAGGAGAAGUUUUCUUGAUCAAUUUUAUCUUUGCAAGAAAACAGUUAAAAUUUAAUAUGCAGUCAUUUGGCCGGUUGAAUCUCGUGAUAUGUUGACGUUUUGUGUUUUUUUACCUCCGAAAUUUUUUAACUUUUCUAGCGAGACCUAAAACAGCACAGUAUUGUAAUUUGUUUUAUGAUGUGUUUUCCGACAAGAGUAGGUUAAGUUUUAUUAAGUUCGAAGGACAGCACAAGGGUAGACGGCAUCACGAACAUGGAUGCAACCCUGUCGUUUUAAUUUUUUUUUAUUGUAUAUAGGAGAAAAGUUGACUUACAUCGUAACUGUCUUUACAUAGCUUAGUGACCGUGACGCGGGUAGUACUUGGUAUCCAAUCAGAACAGGAGUUGUAAAAAGAUAUUUUCUCGGCCAAUCACAACACGCACCAACGCAUUGAACCAAUCAUAGAUUCUGAUUGGUUGAAAAAUGUAAUUGGUCUGAUUAGCUAGACUUUUAUUAAUCAAUCAGAGCUUACCAAACGGAGGGACCAAAGCGGUCGCACUCUUGGAUUAAAUUUGUAAAGGUAGAUACCAACUUAGAUAACGUAGUUAUUCGAAUUGUUUUUCCGAGGGUUUUAAAAACCUUACAGUUUUGUUUUUUAAUGAAAUGGAAAUAAAUUGAUAAGUUAAUUGUAUAGUAUCACUUGAAACUUGCGCUGCUUAAUUAAUAAAGACGGCAAAUCUCUUUGGGA
Messenger RNA from Orbicella faveolata, 3747 nucleotides. RefSeq lists its product as uncharacterized. The record is from RefSeq and is a predicted model, not a curated record. Lineage: Eukaryota; Metazoa; Cnidaria; Anthozoa; Scleractinia; Merulinidae.